Molecule: messenger RNA, 752 nt
Organism: Ruditapes philippinarum (Manila clam)
Lineage: Eukaryota; Metazoa; Mollusca; Bivalvia; Venerida; Veneridae
Product: complement C1q-like protein 4
Exons: 2
Coding region: 12-752 (246 amino acids)
Molecular function (GO): protein binding
Source: RefSeq, a predicted model, not a curated record
AAGACUUAAAUAUGUUAACACCAAUUCUAAUUGUUGUGUGUUUAAUUUCUGUAACGUCUGGACAUCCUCAUGAAAGAAGACAAAAUGAUGAACCGAUAUGUUCCAAAUUUGACUAUGAAGAAAAACUUUUGGAAAAGAUGAUAAGAAUGGAAAUGAAAAUGGAAAAGAUAAAAGAGGAAGUUAAAGAUAAAGAAAAGAAUAUAAUGUCCGUGGCGACCAAUUUGUCCCAAAGAGUUGGAAAUAUGGAAAAUGACGAAAUUCAGUUCCAACGUGGUAUCAACCGCACAAUGGUCGAAUUUGCUGACAGCUUUUGUCAGGAAAAUAGCAAACUGUCAGAUUUAGCAGACAAGUCCCUUAUACCAAUUGUUGGAUUCAACGCCCAUUUAUCACUUACAAAAACAGUAAACAGAGGGGACAGAGUUGUCUUUGAUACUGUCAUAACAAACCAAGGUGAUAGUUACGGCAGUUCUACCGGGAUAUUUACUGCACCGUACACUGGACUCUAUUUCUUCUCAGCCCAUGUUUGUAAUGAGGGAAAUAAAAACGUGAUUUACUCUAUAUAUCAAGAAGGAACACAGUUAACACGUUGUACACAGUAUGAUAAUAACGGUGUUUAUAGCUGUAGUUCAGUGAGCACAAUCGCCAUGGUAAACAAAGCGGAACGAGUGUGGGUACAAACUCUAUAUACCUCAGUGUUUUAUACUGAUGGUUACAGAUGGAAUGCAUUUUCUGGAUCUCUCUUAAACAAAUAA